This is a messenger RNA of Macrosteles quadrilineatus (aster leafhopper), 701 nucleotides long. Its product is annotated as troponin C-like. The record is from RefSeq and is a predicted model, not a curated record. The transcript is spliced from 6 exons. Lineage: Eukaryota; Metazoa; Arthropoda; Insecta; Hemiptera; Cicadellidae. Gene Ontology annotation, molecular function: calcium ion binding; enzyme regulator activity. Bases 57 to 509 code for a protein of 150 amino acids.
AUAAAUAAAGUAGUGGAAUCGGAGGGGAGAAUCGCAGAACCUUUACUUCCGCAGACAUGGACAGUGACGAGGAGAAAAUGCGUGUGAUGCGCAAGGCGUUUCAACUCUGUGACGUCAACAAAUCCGGUUUCAUAGAGACAAUCAAGAUCAGCGGCAUCCUGACCACCAUAGGACAAGUGUUUGACGAAUCUGAGCUGGAGGAGGUCAUAGAAGAGGUCGACCCUGAGCUAACAGGGAAGGUAAACUUUGACCAGUUUUGUGAAAUAGUCUCACACUUCCUAGAGGAGGAAGAUGCGGACGCGAUGCAGGCGGAGCUCAAAGAGGCCUUCAGACUCUACGAUAAGGAGGGCAACGGAUACAUCACAACACAAGUUCUAAGAGAGAUUUUAGCAGCGCUAGAUGACGCUCUGAAACCAGAGGACUUGGACGGGAUCAUCGCUGAGAUAGAUACUGACGGUUCUGGCACCGUGGACUUUGAUGAAUUCAUGGAAAUGAUGACUGGGGAAUGAAAAAAUGUACAGAAUUACUGCUGAGGAGACAUUGAGAAUGAUUGUCGUAUGCGACCGGACUACAAAAAAUGCUAUUAAAUACUGCCUUCGCUUAAAUAUUUUGUUUAUUUUUGUCAAAUCAUGUGUUUAAUGAUAAUAAAAUUAUUGUUUUUACAUAAUAAUAAUAAACAUCUUUUUCAUGACUCACUUGAA